GUUGACACGGGACGAAAACGGUUGCUGAAUCGUGACUUUUAAUUCGUUCGAAAUUCUUAUGAACUACAAGUGCUUUGCUUAUAUAGUGCUUAAUUUUAUUAUUACUGAUCACAAUGCCUAAGGUUUCAGUAAAGGUAAAAUGGGGGAAGGAGAUGUUCCCGGGGGUGGAAGUGAACACAGACGAUGAUCCUGUGGUGUUCAAGGCACAAAUCUUUGCACUGACGGGAGUGCAGCCUGAGAGACAGAAGGUCGUCUGCAAGGGCAUCACACUCAAGGAUGAUGCGUGGGGUAACUUCAAGUUGACCAAUAAUGCUCUGGUGCUGGUGAUGGGCAGUAAGGAGGAGGACGUGCCGGCGGCGCCCGUGGAACAGACGCGCUUCGUCGAGGACAUGAACGAGUCAGAACUCGCCACCGCUUUGGAUCUGCCUGAGGGUUUGAUCAACUUGGGUAACACUUGCUACAUGAAUGCCACAGUACAGUGCCUGAAGACAGUACCAGAACUGAAGAAUGCAUUGCUCGCCUACGACAAAAGCUCGGCGGGCGGCACGGCGGGCGACCUGACGACGGCGCUGAGCGAGACCAUGUGUGCGCUGGAGGGCGGCGGCGCGGGCGCGUGCGCGGGCGCCGCGGCGCGGCUGCUGCGCGCGCUGCACGCCACGGCGCCGCGCUUCGCCGAGCGCGGGCCCGGCGGCGGGCUGGCGCAGCAGGACGCCUCCGAGUGCUGGAGCGAGAUCGUGCGCGCGCUGCAGCAGCGGCUGCCCGCCGCGCCCGCCACCGCCGGCAGCAGGUCUAACAUAGUGGAGCAGUACUUCGGGGGCACGCUGGACGUGGAGCUGGUGUGCUCGGAGGCCGACGAGCCGCCCUCGCGCUCCACCGAGUCCUUCCUCCAGCUGUCCUGCUUCAUCUCGCAAGACGUGAAGUAUCUGCAGUCGGGGCUACGCUCGAAAAUGUCGGAACAAAUCACAAAAAUGUCACAGACUUUGGGAAGAGAUGCAAUCUACACAAAAACGAGUAAAAUCAGCCGGCUGCCGGCGUACCUGACGGUGCAGUUCGUGCGGUUCUACUUCAAGGAGAAGGAGUCCAUCAACGCCAAGAUCCUCAAGGACGUGAAGUUCCCGCUCGAGCUGGACGUGUUCGAGCUGUGCUCGCCCGAGCUGCAGGAGCGGCUCGCGCCCAUGAGGAGCAAGUUCAAGGAAUUGGAAGACGCGUCAGUGGAGACGUCGCUCAGUUCACGAAACAAAAACCACGGCGACAGUAAAAAGGAUAGCAAUAAGACAGUUCUGCCCUACUGGUUCGAAGAUGACGUGGGCAGCAACAACAGCGGCUACUACCGGCUGCAGGCCGUGCUGACGCACCGCGGGCGCUCGUCGUCGUCGGGCCACUACGUGGCGUGGGUGGCGCGCGGGGACGGCUGGCUGCGCUGCGACGACGACAACGUCACGCCCGUGCCCGAGGACGAGGUGCUCAAGCUCAGCGGCGGGGGCGACUGGCACUGCGCCUACCUGCUGUUGUACGGGCCCAAGGUGCUGGAGCUGCCGACGCCGGAGCCCGAGCCCAUGCAGGUGGAGCCCGAGCAGCCCGACGCGCCCACUGCGCAGGCGUAACAGGUCAAUGACGCCGGGGCUUGGUAGCGAGCUGUUAGCCUCACGUGGCCCUAAAAAUACCGGCCAUAGUGUGACAAAUUCUUGAUAAAACACUACAAAACGUAGUUAGCAUAAAGCUGCUGAUAAAUAACGCGAAUUUUAAGCGCAAGCAAUCAGCAAAGAGACAAAAACAUUGUGAUGUCCUUACGUGUAGAUACUUUCGCUUUUUGCGGCGGAUUCGUCUUAGUAUGUUCCUCGUUAAAAGUAACAUGAUAGAAUGACAGCAGGACAAAUAUAGUAUACAGACUAGUGCAAAAGAAAAAGACAGAAGUGUGAAAGAGUCAUAUCACUCGUCUCUUUCGCGCUGUAGUCUGUGUUCAAGUAGUUGUCGCAGCCCGCGGUAUGGUCGCGGUGAGGGGGGGGGGACGUUGUUUACUGUGCUGCUGGCUGACAAGAUAUGUAUGAUUUUUAACCUGUAAAAUGAAAAAUAAAACUAUAGAACGAUACGAACGUGUUUAUAACGGUAACUCCGCCCCGCACCAAUUCCAAUCGGGCGCCGACCUCACCCCCUGUGGGUCUUACUUUAGUCUUAAAUGGUUGUAUGCCGCUAAGAAGUAACAGAGAGAGCGCGCGGACUGUGUCCUGCUCGCUCUUACGCGUUAGGCGGCACAUGGUAAGGAGAUUUUAAUAUAGAUGUCUGGAGUGUAAAAAAUGAAAACUAAGAACUGGGUUCUUAAUUAUUUUUUUUUAAAACAUCUGCUGUCGUCGGACAGGUUUUGAUUUCGGAGACGCGAGCGCACACGUCACGAUUAGGGCUAACAUGCGGAACGUGAUAAAAUUUUGUCACGGUCAUUUUAUCGAUUCUGACGAUAUAAUUGUCGUUUUGUCGAUUGGUGCUAAUAUGUGAACCCAAAUAAGUCAUGUCGUUCUGUCAAAAUACGAACAAAAUCACGUGCCACGCAUGUUAGGGGGAAAAAACAAACUUAUCGAUUUGGACAAAAAUUAUUGAACAGAUCGAUAAUUUUAUCACGUUGCUCAUGUUAGCUCCUCAGGUCAAAAUCAAAUCAAAUCAAAUGCAUUUAUAGUAUAACUAUAUGUAAACAAAUAGCAGGCCUUAUGCUUAUAGUAUGACAUUCUCUAUAGUUUACCUUUUACGUCAGGCCGCCUAUUGUACUCUUUCUAUGUCUUUUGUUUUGUAUUUUCCUGCGGGCUUAGUACCGUAAGCGCGCGACUCUUUCUCGCCUCGACAUACGUCACCCGUCACUCUCUCACAGUACUGUACAGAAAGAGACAGACGAUCUCUGCCGCGGCGAGAAGGAGUCGCGUGCUUACGGUACGGUGCUAGGCCCGUGCAAAAAAGUAUUUGUUACGUUAUGUUAUGUCACACUACCUCUCCCGCCCUGCCGUGAGCAUAUCGAAGGCGGUGACAACUUGCGCGCAGACUAUAGAGCGAAAUAGACAUCUCUCUCUUUCACACUAGUCUGUAUACUAUAUCACUAUCCUACUGUCAUUUUAAUCGUAACAAGCUCUGUAACAGUAUCACGUUACUGUUACAGUAACAGCUCGCUAGUAAGUGACCGGCUUUAAAAGCUUAUUACCGACCUAUGUUCCACGGCCCGCUCGUUUCGCCACCAACAACUACCUACCGGCAAUCCGUAUUGGGGUGAAAUACCAGCCCACAACGCUACAACCAGAUUUUUUGGUACUUCCAAAGGUUUUUUUAUACGUCCCACUACUGGGCACAGAACUGUCUGCGUGUGUUGAUGUCAACGGUUGAAUUUUUUCACAACGCGAUUAUAUCAAAUAUAUAUUUAAUGUCAUUAUAGUGAGUUCAUGUUCUUUAGAACCCUGUCACAUUAACAUAUUUGGCAUUUGAUGUGACUUACAGUACAAUUUGUCAAAUAAGUUAACGUGACAUGGUACUAAUAUACCUACGUAUGAAUGCUCCGUACGACCGUAUAUUGAACAUCUUUUGCUAGAUAUGUUUGCGGACUGGCGAAAUGAUAU
Messenger RNA from Pectinophora gossypiella (pink bollworm), 3590 nucleotides. It is a transcript of the gene Usp14, whose product is annotated as ubiquitin carboxyl-terminal hydrolase 14. The coding region runs from base 114 to 1604 and encodes 496 amino acids. NCBI's taxonomy places the organism in Eukaryota, Metazoa, Arthropoda, Insecta, Lepidoptera, Gelechiidae. The record is from RefSeq and is a predicted model, not a curated record. Gene Ontology annotation, molecular function: protein binding; cysteine-type deubiquitinase activity; proteasome binding. Gene Ontology annotation, biological process: protein deubiquitination; proteasome-mediated ubiquitin-dependent protein catabolic process; regulation of proteasomal protein catabolic process. The transcript is spliced from 11 exons.